Penicillium olsonii is the source of this 1293-nucleotide messenger RNA. NCBI's taxonomy places the organism in Eukaryota, Fungi, Ascomycota, Eurotiomycetes, Eurotiales, Aspergillaceae. The record is from the annotation of a GenBank genome assembly.
AUGACCUACUCCGACGACCCCAAUUCCCCUCUCAACUUCUUCACAUCCUCAACCAUGGCGACCUUUUUGAAGAAACCUCUGAAAUUGGCUCUUGUGCAGCUCGCAUCGGGAGCCGAUAAGACCGUGAACCUCUCCCAUGCCCGGAGCAAGGUCCUCGAAGCUGCAAAGGCUGGAGCACGAUUGAUCGUGCUCCCAGAGUGCUUCAACUCUCCUUACGGAACCGGCUUCUUCCCUAAAUACGCAGAGACCCUCAACCCCUCACCACCCACCCAAGAACAAUCGCCAUCCUUCCAUGCGCUGUCGGCCAUCGCCGCAGAGGCCAAUGCAUACCUUGUCGGUGGAAGUAUUCCCGAGUUGGAAACGUCCACGAAGAAAUACUACAACACCUCGCUGGUGUUCUCCCCAACCGGCGAGUUGAUCGGCACCCACCGCAAAACACACCUCUUCGACAUCGAUAUUCCCGGCAAGAUCCAAUUCAAGGAGAGCGAUGUGCUCACGCCGGGUGAUCAGCUGACAGUCAUUGAUCUUCCGGAGUACGGAAAGAUUGGCCUGGCCAUCUGCUACGACAUUCGAUUCCCCGAGGCGGCGAUGAUCGCCGCUCGCAAGGGUGCGUUCUUGCUGGUCUACCCGGGCGCGUUCAACACCACCACCGGUCCUCUGCAUUGGUCACUCCUUGGUCGCGCUCGCGCCGUUGACAACCAAGCCUACGUGGCCCUGUGCAGCCCGGCGCGUGACGUGGAAGCCUCGUACCAUGCCUAUGGCCACAGCUUGAUCGUUGAUCCCAGCGCAAAGGUCCUGACGGAGGCUGAAGAGCAAGAGACCAUUGUUUACUCCGAUUUGGAUAACGAUACCAUUGCAAGCAUCCGCAGUGGAAUCCCGAUCUAUACCCAGCGCCGAUUCGAUCUGUACCCUGAUGUGAGUGCGGAGAUGUCCAACGUCAAGACCGGCAACAAGCGCUCGGCUAUCGCCGACGUGGUGUCCCGCGAGUACACCAUCAACCUGCACAAGCGCUGCCACGGCGUCAGCUUCAAGAAGCGUGCUCCCAAGGCCAUCAAGGAGAUCCGUGCCUUCGCUGAGCAGGCUAUGGGCACCAAGGACGUCCGUGUCGACCCCCAGCUCAACAAGAAGGUCUGGGAAGCCGGUAUCAAGGGUGUCCCCUUCCGUCUCCGUGUCCGCAUCUCCCGCAAGCGUAACGACGAGGAGAACGCCAAGGAGCGCCUCUACUCCCACGUCCAGGCCGUCAACGUCAAGGACCCCAAGGGCCUGCACACCACCACCGUCGAUGACGCUUAA